UAAUGGUCUCCAAAGCUGGCGUGUGGUUGCCAUCUCUGGGUCGGUAACGCGUUCCUCCAGGUUCCAGUGCGGUGGGAUCCGGAGCGAGGAAGCCAUCAGCGGAAAGGGCGCAGACCGGCGGUGCGAGCGAUUAACCGGGACCCUCGUUUAUGGAAGAGGCGGCGAGCCCCCCUCUCGCCGGGAGCCAUGCUGGGGAAGGACUACAUGCUCGCCAUCAUCAUUGUCAACUGCGAGGACAACUUGUGGAAUGACCAGUCCCUGGAGAUGGACCAUGACCUGCCUCCGGGCUGGAGAACCAUCCGAGACUCCAGUGGGACCUACUAUUGGCAUGUGCCAACGGGCACUACCCAGUGGCAGCACCCAGCCUGUGGUCCGGAUGUUGGCCUGGCCUCUGGCAAACUUCCGCCCGUGGUGCUGCCUGCCCUGGGGAAUGAGGCUGCUGAUCUGGGUCCCGUCGCUGUUCAUCGCACAACCAGAGGUGGGAAGUUCGAGAGCAACCUGCCAGAAUCUUCUUCACUUCAUCUCAGGGAUGAGGUACCUUGGCAAGACGGCAACUUUGAUCUUCAGAGAAGCUCAGAGUCAAAGUGCUUUGCCGUGCAGUCUCUGGGCUGGGUGGAGAUUCCGGAGGAGGACCUGACUCCCGGGAAGAGCAGCAUCGCCGUGAACAACUGCAUCCAACAGCUGUCCUACAGCAAGUCCGAGGAAAGGCAAACGGGAUUGUCCUGGGGAGAGGGUCAGGACAUGGUGUUGGUCCUCAGGAAGGAUACUCUCAGCUUGGUGGAUCCCAUCGACCACAGUCUGAUCCAUUCCCAGCCCAUAAUCAACAUCCGUGUGUGGGGUGUUGGCUGUAACCAUGGCAGAGACUUUGCCUACGUGGCCAGCGACAAGGACACCUGCAUGUUGAAGUGCCACGUCUUCCACUGCAACACACCAGCCAAGGCCAUCGCCUCGGCCCUACACCAGCUGUGCUCCCAGAUCAUGGCAAAACAUACGAUGAACAACGACUCUGCAAAGGUCCCAGGAGUGGAGGAAGAUUUGUGUCAGGAUGACCUGCCUCUAAAAGUGGAUCUCCUGGAGGCUGUGAGACAGUCGACACAGACAUUUCGGGUGCAGUAUGUUGGAUUCCUGCCUGUGGCCACCUCGAGAGGGAUGUCGCUGGUUAACGAGGUGAUCCAGAGUCUGUUAGAUUCCUCGGAUCAGGAGGCGUGGCCGUCUGUAAUGCUCCGGGUCACUGACACCACGCUGUCCGUCUCUAAGGGAGAGGAGAGGGAAGAUCCGUGGUGGGAAUGCCGUGUCCGGUACCUGACCUUCCUGGGAGUGGGGAAGGACCCCCACACCUUCGGCCUCGUGGUGGAUACCAGUCAACAGUGCUUUGAGUGCCACGUCUUCUGGUGCGAGCCAGAUGCUGGUUGUGUCUCCGAGGCAGUUCAGGCUGCCUGCAUGCUGCAGUAUCAGAAGUGUCUGGUGGCUGCUGCUCCACUAGCUGGUUCGAGGGGAGCCCUCGGGACAGAGAGCACCACCGCGGGCCUGAAGAAAAGCACUGCUCCGCCCCUGCCGCUCGGCAUCACAGAGACAGAGGCCGGAGCCCUGGUCCCCACCCCCAAGCUGUCAGCAGCCUCAAACCUGAAGCGGGGCUUGCUGACGCUGAUCGACACGUUCCGGCAAAAGCCAUCCGUGCUGCAGAUGCCAUAGUAUUUGGGGAGGGGGGAGGCGAGGGAACGGUAGAGGAAGGGAGCACCAGGGGUUGCUCGCUGGAGAUGCUCCCUCGCAGCUCCCGACACCCUGGUUCAAUCCUGACCGUCUGUCGGUGGAGUUUGCACGUUCUCCCUGUGACCACGUGGGUUUUCUCCCCGGACGCUCCAGUUUCUUCCCAACAUAGAACAGUACAGGCCCUUCAACCUGCAAUGUUGUGCCAGCUCUUUUACCUACUCUACGAUCAAUCUAACCCUUCCCUCUCACACACUCCUCCAUUUUUCUUUCAUCCAUGUGCCCAUCUAAAAGUCUCUUAAAUGUCCCUAAUAUAUCUGCCUCGGCCACACCCCUGGCAGAGUGUUCCACACACCCACCACUCUCUGUGUAAAAACCUACCUCUGAUAUCCCCCUAUACUUUCCUCCAAUCACCUUAAGAUAAUGCCCCCUUGUAUUAGCCAUUUCCAACCUGGGAAAAAGUCUCUGGCUGUCCACUCAAUCUAUGCCUUUUAUCACGUACAGCUCUCUCAAGUCUUCCUUUGUUCCAAACCGAAAAUCCCGAGCUCACUCAAAACUGUCCUCAUAGGACAUGCUCUCUAAUCCAGGCAGCAUCCUGGUGAAUCUCCUCUGCACCCUCUCUAAUCCAGCAGCAUCCUGGUGAAUCUCCUCUGCACCCUCUCUAAUCCAGGCCGCAUCCUGGUAAAUCUCCUCUGCACCCUCUCGAAAGCUUCCACAUCCUUCCUAUAAUGAGGUGACCAGAACUGAACACAGUAUUCCAGGUGUGGCCUAACCAGGGUUUUAUGGAGCUGUAAGAUUACCUUGUGGCUCUCGAACUCAAUCCCCUAAUUUGGCCAAUGCACCAAAGCCUUCUUAACCACCUUAUCCACUUGUGUGACAAUUUUGAAAGAUCUAUGAAUGCAGACCCCAAGGUCCCUCCGUUCCUUCCCACUGCUGAGAAACCUGCCGUUAACCUUGUACUCUGCCUUCAAGUUGGACCUUCCAAAGUGAAUCACGUUACUUUUCUGGAUUGAACUCCAUCUGCCAUUCUCGGCCCAGCUCUACAUCCUGUCAAUGUCCCAUUGUAACCCAUGACAACAACCUAUACCAUCCACACCACCAGCCUUUGUGUCAUGAAGGGGAAUGGAAAAGUGCAUAACAGGGCAAACUCCAUCUCAUCCCUUGUUCCUCACCUUGCAAUCCUUGGCAAAUCUUCCAUUCCUCCCCCUCCUACAAGCACUUGGGAGCUGCAUGAAGAGCUUGUCUUUACUGCAAGUCCCCAGGCUGUUCUCCUUCCCCUCUGCAGGCCCAUUUUUAAUGGUUUGUGUGCCGGCCCUUUGAAGGUGUCUGUAAUGCCGUUACAUUUAUGCUUUCUCUCUUGGCAGUGAUGUUUAAUCGGCCCAAUCUUUAUUGAAUAAAUUUCUAAAAUAUUAAGACAGUGAGUUGCUUAAUGAAUUCCAAAAGACACAGGAUCAGAAUGAGGCCAUUCAGCCCAUUGAGUCUGCUCCACCAUUCCAUCAUGGCUCAUUUAUUAUCCCUCUCAACCCCGUUCUCCUGCCUUUGCCCCGUAAUCUCUGGUGCCUGGUCUAACCAAGAAUCUAUCAACCUCCACUUUAAAUCUAAUCACUUGGCCUCCGCAGCUGUUCAAGGCAAUUAACUCUACAGAUUCGCCAUCCUCUGACUGAAGAAAUUCUUCCUCAUCACUAUAUUAAUGGACUAUUCUGAGGCUGCUCUCUCUGGUCCUUGAUUCAUUCACUGUGGGAAAUAUCCUCUCCACAUCCACUCUAACUAGGUCUUUCAAUAUUUGAUAGAUUUUCACUGAGAUCCCCCUCAUUUUUCUAAACUUCAGUGAGUACAACCCAGAGCCACUAAACACUCCAAAAAGCAGUCAAGGGAGUUGGCCAUACCAUCAUUCUAUGAAGUCCUCUGACUUCCUUUCCAUCUCCUGCUCCCUUUUGGAGGAGUGGAGUGGUUAGGGGAAAGAUUGCAUGGGACAAACUGUGUAUGGGGUCAAGGCAGGAACUGCUGGAGGAACUGAGCAGGACAGGCAAAAUGGUGGAGGGAAAUGGAUGAUGCAGGGUCUUUCAGGUCAAGACCCUUCAACGGGGCUGGAAGGAGGAAACUUGGCUUGUAUGAAAAGGUUGGGGGUAUGGGGAGGAACAAGAGCUGGUAGCUGAUUGGUGGAGGAUUCAGAUGAGGGAGGGGAGUGAAAGGCAGACUGCCUCCACCUUUUUCAGAUCUUUAGACCAGAGGUGAGGAGAAACUGAUACUAGUUAGUUCCCCUUUUUCUAGUCUAGAUGAAUCAUUCUAUCUAUUUCUCUCUAUAGAUGCUGCCUGACCUGCUGAGAUCCUGAGCGUGUUGUUUCCUUAAGGUUGUUCUAACCAGGGAUUGGGGGGUGGUGGGGAUAAGCCCCCACUACCUAUAAAUGCUCCCAAUGGCACGUGUAACUGUUUCCAUUGACAGCAGAAGAAACAAAGGCAGGUUACUGCUGCCUUAAGAUUAGUUGCUUUGGGCAGAUGGAGCUCAUCAGCUGUGAUUGGUAGCUCACCCAGGGACAGGAAAACUCUGAUCUCAAACCUCUGCUGCCUUGUGGCUAUACCCACUCAUGGAGAAAGCUUCAGAAGUAAACCUCAAAGAAAACUUUAGAGCCGGGGUCCCUAGGGCUGUCCCACGCUGAGUUUAACGCUGACCGGCAACUCCUGCGACACCAGGGUGCAACAUCCAUGGUCGAUCCUGACCAAUGGACAGUCUCAUGUUGUGUUUGAUGCAGGUAAGUUGAGGCUAGCUGAGGUGGGAGAUGAAGUGAGAAGCUGGGAGGUGAUAGGUAAAGGGUUGGAGAAGAAGGAAUUUAAUAGGAGAGGUGAGUGGGCCAUGGAGAAAGGGAAGGAGCACCAGAGGGAGGUGAUGGGCAAGUGGAAAGGAUGAGAACUUUUAACCCUUCCCUCCCACAUAUGGUAACCCUUCAUUUUACUAUCAUCCAUGUGCCCAUCUUAAAUGUGCACCGCCUCAGGCAGGGCAUUGCACCCACCCACCAUUCUCCAAGAUGAAAUGAGAAGCUGGGAGGUGGUAGGUUGGAAAGGUAAGGGGCUGAAGAAGAAGGAAUUUGUUAGGAAAGGAGAGUAGAUUCUGGGAGAAAGGGAAGGAGGAGGGGAACAAAGG
Molecule: messenger RNA, 4846 nt
Organism: Hypanus sabinus (Atlantic stingray)
Lineage: Eukaryota; Metazoa; Chordata; Chondrichthyes; Myliobatiformes; Dasyatidae
Gene: apbb3
Product: amyloid beta (A4) precursor protein-binding, family B, member 3
Exons: 12
Coding region: 187-1692 (501 amino acids)
Biological process (GO): regulation of DNA-templated transcription
Cellular component (GO): cytoplasm; nucleus
Molecular function (GO): transcription factor binding; amyloid-beta binding
Source: RefSeq, a predicted model, not a curated record